This is a messenger RNA of Lycium barbarum (goji berry), 1519 nucleotides long. RefSeq names its product DNA-directed RNA polymerase V subunit 7-like. The coding region runs from base 785 to 1390 and encodes 201 amino acids. The transcript has 2 exons. Gene Ontology annotation, molecular function: single-stranded RNA binding; single-stranded DNA binding. Gene Ontology annotation, biological process: DNA-templated transcription; DNA-templated transcription initiation. NCBI's taxonomy places the organism in Eukaryota, Viridiplantae, Streptophyta, Magnoliopsida, Solanales, Solanaceae. The record is from RefSeq and is a predicted model, not a curated record.
UUAGCGCUCAAAAGUAUUUUAAAUUAGCACUUAGACAUUAUUGUCAGCUUUUAGUGCUCAAAACUAUCACUUAUUGUAUUCUCCUUAUAGCCUACACUACUUGUGUGAUUGCUACUUAUCACCUACUUUUUGUUUAUUGCAUGCACCUCGACUAAUUCCAUGGGUUACUUGCUACCUCCCACCAGCACAGAUACCGGGUAACUAUGUCCAAGAAAGCUUGGACAUAUGGGAAGAAAUCACCUAUUGUCUUUUGCGAAGGGUGCUUAUCACUUACUUCUAUUACCAGCCAAAAGUUACAAAAUGAUAGUACGACAAGAUUAAAUAUUUAUCUGAAAACAUUUUACUCAUGCCAAAUAGAUAUGAAGCAUCGAAAUAACCCAUAGAUGAACCUUACUAGCUGCAAUUCCUUGUUGUGCUCAGAUUUGUCGAAACCCUAUGCAUCAUUGGCAGAAUGCUUUCCCUCUCAAGCAAUUUGUUCACCUCCUUAUGUGAUGCUACUGUAUUCUUCAAAAUAUUUAUGACCCUAUGUUUAUUUGAAGCUGGUUGUAGGAUAAUCCAGCCUUAAAUACAUACCAUCUGCUUCUGGGACUUGUAAGUUCAUCUUGUAAUGGCUGUGCAACUGAGCACUUGCUUAGUUCUAAGCUGGUUCCACCAUUAAGUUUCUAUCUUUUAGGGUCCAAAUCUCUUUCCACCUGUUUUAAAACUAUUUUUUCUUUCCUCAUCCUUAACUCGCUGCAUCCGAGAAUGUACGGAGGUGGUGCAACUCAGUUUCCAACAAUCUCACAUGCUCCCGAACUUUAACAACAACAGAAGACCCGGUGUAAUCCCACAAGUGAGGUCAUCCGAAAUGUAUUUGGAAUCUCAGUUGUCAUGGAAUGUGAUAAUCCCUGCUGAGAACCUUAAUGUUGAAGGCUUAAUGCUUCAGAAGGCAAUUGUUGUUCGCCUCUUGGAAGACUUUGCUUCCAAGAAGGCUUCAAAAAAUCUUGGUUACUUUAUGGCUGUCACAACAUUGGAGAAGAUUGGGGAAGGGAGAGUUCGAGAACACACUGGUGACGUGCUUUUCCCUGUGGAAUUCAGCUGUGUUACCUUCAAGAUAUUCCGUGGAGAGAUCUUGGAAGGGGUUGUUGACAAGAUCUUGAAGCACGGUGUCUUUCUGAGAUGUGGCCCCACCACCAAGGUAUACCUCUCUCAUCAGAAGAUGUCGGACUAUAAGUAUGUGCCUGGAGAAAAUCCCAUCUUUAUGAAUGAGAAGAUGUCAAGAAUUGAGAAAGACACUGUGGUGCGUUUCAUUGUGGUUGGAGCAAGGUAUGUGGAGGCGGAGAAGGAAGUCCAAGCAGUUGUGAGCUUGGAGGGUGAUUACCUUGGACCCAUCUCACAAAGUUCUGUUUAGAUUUAGGUUACUCGCCAUGAUUGGCUCAUUUUGGACAUAGACCAAUGACAUGUAAAGCUAACUUCUGUAGCUAUAUCUGUGUUUAGUACUGUUUUGGAUUGAAUGUGAAUUUACUGUUUAUGUUGUUGA